GUUGUCGGGUACUCCGUAUUCGGGCGUAUAAUAAUAAUAAUAGUAACUUUUCGCUGAUAAUAGCAAAUCUAAAAAUAUUUUACCUAUUUAAAUACCUUUUAAAUUGAAUAGGAACAUUUCAGUUUUUGGACGGUUACUUUCAAGUUUUAACUUCUGACCUACUGUGCACACUACAUUGUGCGACAAAGGUCCGGCUUGUGUCCACAUUCCAUAGACGCCGAUUACGCUCGUUCUAACAUAAUAUACGUUCUUUCCGUGAAUUGUGAAAGUUACUAAACGUCUGAACAUCCUUAAAAAAAUCUAGAAUCAUGUCAAUGUCAAAAUGUCAUCAACUAUCUUCAUUUAUUUGCAAACAACAGAAAAACUUACGUAUGAUGUCAACAUUGUGGUCCAAUGUUCAGCAAGGACCUCCAGAUGCUAUACUUGGUGUAACAGAAGCCUUCAAACGUGAUAAAAAUCCACAAAAAAUUAACUUGGGCGCUGGUGCUUACAGGGAUGAUAAUGGUAAACCAUAUGUAUUACCAAGUGUCAUUCAAGCGGAAAAUCUGUUAGCAAAAAAAAAUUUGGAUAAAGAAUAUGCUCCAAUAAGUGGCAUUUCUGAGUUCUGCAAUGAAGCUAUACAAUUAGCAUUAUCCAAUGAAUCCUCUAUUAUUAAGAACAAAUGCUAUGCUUCAGUUCAAUCUAUAUCGGGAACAGGUGCUUUAAGAGUUGGUGCUGAAUUUCUUUUAAGAUAUGCUCCAUUGAAAACUAUUUGGGUACCUAUUCCCACCUGGGGUAACCAUAAUCAGAUUUUUAAAUUUUCUGGAUUGGAAGUUAAAACGUACAGGUAUUAUGAUCCAAAAACAUGUGGACUUGAUUUUGCUGGAAUGGUUGAGGAUUUAUCUUCUGCUCCAUCUGGCUCAGUAGUUUUGUUACAUGCGUGUGCUCAUAAUCCAACUGGGGUUGACCCAAAACCAGAACAAUGGAAAGAAUUAUCCUCAUUGUUCAAAAGUAAAGGCUUAUUUCCAUUUUUUGAUAUGGCUUACCAAGGGUUUGCUUCAGGAAAUGUUGAUCAGGAUGCUUGUGCUGUUCGUUCAUUUUUAUCUGAUGGUCACCAGAUUGCUUUGGCACAGUCAUUUUCCAAAAACAUGGGCUUGUACGGAGAACGUGUAGGAUUGUUUUCAUUAACCACUUUAGAUAAAGAUGAAGCAGACCGCAUUGUAUCUCAGUUAAAGAUAAUUGUACGGGGUAUGUAUUCAAACCCACCUAUACACGGAGCUAGAAUUGUGUCAGAAAUAUUAUCCAAUCCUCAAUUAAUGGAUCAAUGGUUGGUUGAAGUGAAGGGUAUGGCAGAUAGAAUAAUAUCAGUCAGAUACCAAUUAAAAGACCUUUUAGAAAAAGAAGGUUCUACACAUAAUUGGAAACAUAUAACAGAUCAAAUUGGAAUGUUCUGUUAUACUGGACUUAGUAAAGAUCAGGUUAAAAAGUUAAUUGAUCACCAUAGCGUGUAUUUGACAAAUGAUGGUCGCAUAUCUAUGGCUGGUGUUACUUCCAAAAAUGUUGGUUACUUAGCUAGUGCAAUGCAUAAAGUUACUAGUACUUAAUUAAAUAAACAAAGAUAAAAUUAUUUUUAUAUUUUUAGAUGCAAUGAUAUGGUAAUCUUUAUAAAGUGUUAUAUCUUCUUUAUAAUCAUUAAUAUUAUAUUUUGUAAUCUCUUUUUUUUUUUAUUAAAUGUAUUCAAAUUCACAUUUUAUUUAAUAUACAUUUAUUUAAUAAUAUUUCCUACUGCAUAAUUAUUUGUCUUAGGUUACUGUUGAAUAAAAUAUAAUUUUAUUUCAAAUUAUUA
This is a messenger RNA of Myzus persicae (green peach aphid), 1825 nucleotides long. It is a transcript of the gene Got2, whose product is annotated as aspartate aminotransferase, mitochondrial. Gene Ontology annotation, molecular function: L-aspartate:2-oxoglutarate transaminase activity; pyridoxal phosphate binding. Lineage: Eukaryota; Metazoa; Arthropoda; Insecta; Hemiptera; Aphididae. Gene Ontology annotation, cellular component: mitochondrion. The record is from RefSeq and is a predicted model, not a curated record. The transcript is spliced from 2 exons. The coding region runs from base 309 to 1583 and encodes 424 amino acids. Gene Ontology annotation, biological process: L-aspartate catabolic process; biosynthetic process.